Molecule: messenger RNA, 2280 nt
Organism: Neospora caninum
Lineage: Eukaryota; Apicomplexa; Conoidasida; Eucoccidiorida; Sarcocystidae
Exons: 12
Coding region: 1-2280 (759 amino acids)
Source: RefSeq, a predicted model, not a curated record
AUGACCAGUGACGCGCGAAACAUGCCGGAGGGCGCUCUCUUCCCCGCGGCCGAGAACGCUUCUGCCGGGUGGCUUGGCGCCCCGGCGGCCUCGCCGUCUCACCAGGUGUUUCUCCGAGGAGAAGUCUUGGAGCAUGCGCUGCUCGCCCCGGCCAGAGGCGGCGUCUGGGGCGUCGACGGCGUGAGCAGUUACCUGCAGGCUUUUGCGAGGAACAUCAGCGAGAAGCGAAGAGGCGGACAGCGCGGACACGGCUUCGUGUCUCUUCUCGACUGGAUCGAGUUCAACCGGACUUGGGGAAACCUCGGACCCGCAUCGGCGGACUUGGCCGGCUCCGGCCUGUCGCCCCACCGGGCGCUGAGUGCCAGUCAGAGCUGCGUGUUUGCGCCGCUCGACGAGGAGGAAGUGCACGUUUUCUGGCACCUUUUUGUGGCGGUCUUGAAGGUCUACGCGGCGUCACUGCACUCGCAGAAACAGGUAGAGUGCGGGGAAGUUCGCCUCGCGUCUGACCCAGACAGCAGUUAUGCCGCCCGUUCCCCGUCCAACGACGAAGGCUGUGCAGAGGCGUCCAGCAACCUGCGCUCUCUCACCUUCCUCACUCCGCCUGACGACUUUGGCAGCACCGUGUCCGACCUCUCUGGCGCCUCGCCUAGCUUGCCGGGGGCCAGCGCGCCUGGCGACGACUCGGGCAGUCGACGAGGUCCUUUCGCCGCUCCUCAAACGGCGCUGGAGAGAUCGCUGGCAACCUCGCAGAUGGGCGAGCGCGUGGAUCUCCGCGCACUCGCCCUCCUGCUUCUCAUUCAAGAAAGCCGCAGCGUGCGCCUGCCUCUGAACCCGCGAAGCACCGACGAUCCUUGGCGAGCGCCGGCUUCGGGCCUCCCAGAGGGCGGAAGAGACUCGAGCGGGGGAGGCAGUCCCGGAGGCACUUCGGCGCUUGCCAGUGGCGGCGCGCGAGGCGAGUCGCCCAGUGCCGAUGGCCACAGCGUCGCCGAGGCUUUUUCGCGGUGGUCCUCGGAGCGUGGAGGUCCGGACGAAGCAAACCAGCACUUUGGCAGGAAUGCUUUUCUAACCUGGCUGAGGCGGAGGCUGGUGUGGAACGAUCGACUGUACCCGUCGCGUCAGAAUCUGGCGGCGAGUUGCGCCUUCUUCUCGGGCGCCAAACGUUCUCAGCUGUUCGCGCGCGUGUUUGUAGUCGCGGAAGUUCACGGACGACGGCUGGUGAUCGACAAGGAAAGUCUUGGGACGGUCCAGCCUCGGGAUCAAGUGCUCAUCAUCAACUGCAGCGAAUGCGAUAUUUUCCUUAGUGCCCCGGUCGCCUCCGUGAAGAUGGUGAACUGCUCCAGCGCGUCGCUGAUAUGUGGCCGCCCAAUAGGCGGCCUUCUCUCCCUCUACAACUCCCAGCGUCUCGAGGUACAUGCGGCGGCUUUCCUUCUCCAAGCAUGCAAUACUCUGGACGCACACCUCUACGUGUGCAGUGCUUCCUCUCCUCUUCUGUGUGGCGACACGCGCGGGAUUGUUCUCGCGCCGCUCGAUACGCCUCUGUCUCUGAAAGACGUAAAGCGGGGAAAAAGGGGCAACGAAAAUCGACCACCGGGCGAAAGGCCCGACGGCGCCGAAGCAGGCGAGACGACGGACACCCCAGACGGCGAGGAGGAAGUAUACAUUUUUGGGCGCUCGCUCUCCUCCGUAGCCACGGCCUUUGCAUUUCCUCUCUGCGGUGGGGGUUGUGGGCCGGCCUCUGCGUCUUCGGCGCUUGCUUCUUCGUUUCCGCCUCCCCCUCUCCCUGCUGGAGAAGGCGCAGCUACGCGCUGCAGCAGCGCAGGAGGGCGGAGCGUCGCGGGAAACUCGCAGAUUUUCCAGCUCUUGAACCCCAAGAAUUUCAACCCCAUCUCGAUGCCCAGGCCGACGCGCUGGCAGAAUGCACGCGUCGCCUCCGACGUUUCGCAGCGCUCCCAGUCUCAUCCACAAGCUUCUGAGACCCAGGAAAAAGCGGCAGGAGUGAGAAGGAAGAGGUUAGACGAAAGCGAGGCGACGGCGCGAAGUGAUGCCGACGGCGAAGACGGGGCCGGCGGAGACGCACACAGAGAGGAGAAUCUUCUUGCGUUGCCGGAGGACUUCGCCGAAGCUCUCUACGCGAAGGAGCAAGAGGGUGGAGAGUCUUCAGGAAGCCAUGGAGAACAUGAAUCUGACGGACCAGCAGCGGGAAACCUUCUUUCAAAUCCUCUCUCUCAUGCUCUAGUUGCCCGAUCAAGAGAGGCGAGUACAGGCAGUAUUGGAUGCUGA